Panicum hallii is the source of this 1098-nucleotide messenger RNA. RefSeq names its product plant intracellular Ras-group-related LRR protein 7. The record is from RefSeq and is a predicted model, not a curated record. Gene Ontology annotation, molecular function: protein binding. The coding region runs from base 119 to 913 and encodes 264 amino acids. The transcript has 9 exons. NCBI's taxonomy places the organism in Eukaryota, Viridiplantae, Streptophyta, Magnoliopsida, Poales, Poaceae.
CCGCAUCGGUCCGUAGAUCCCAACCUCCCGGCCUGCCGGCACCCGCCUCCCGCAAUCCAAAGUCGCCGACGCCGUCGCAAGCGAAAAGUCCACGACCUUUUCCGCGAGCGAGAGGGAGAUGGGUUGCUGCAGCAGCCGGAGCCGGAGCUCCGAUUCGCCGGCCAGCCGCGCGAAGCGGUGGCGCUCCACGGGCAUCGUCGCUCUCCGCGACGCCAGGUUGAAGGAAGUGCCAAAUGAAGUUCUGCAAGUGGGAAAUUCCUUGAGAACUCUGGAUUUGACAAACAACAAACUAGUUGAGAUUUCCCAGGAUGUUGGCACACUUGUGAAUAUGCAAAGACUUGUUUUGGCUGGUAAUUUGAUUGAAAACAUUCCAGCUAACGUUGGACACCUGCGGAAUCUUAAAAUCCUCACCCUUGACAGAAAUAGGAUCUCUAUCUUGCCUGAAGAAUUGGGUUCUCUGUCAAACCUUCAGCAACUUUCUAUUUCUCAGAAUUCUUUACUGUGCCUGCCUAAGAGUGUAGGAGAUUUGCGCAAUAUGUCAAUACUCAAUGUAUCUGAUAACAAACUAAAGGAACUUCCGGAAUCAAUUGGAGGUUGCAACUCCCUGGAAGAAUUGCGAGCAGAUGGGAAUUCAAUUGAAGACGUGCCCUCGUCAAUUUGCAACCUUGUUUGCCUUAAAUCCUUAUCACUGAAUGGAAACAAAAUUUGUCAGCUUCCGCAAAAUUUACUGAAAGACUGCACGGCUCUUCAGAGUAUAUCGCUGCACGACAACCCAAUCACAAUGGACCGGUUCCAACAAAUGGAUGGAUUCAACGAGUUUGAGGCGCGCAGACGGAAGAAAUUUGACAAGCAGAUCGAUUCGCGUGUCAUGAUGGGCUCCACGGCCCUGGAUGAAGGGGUUGAUUUCCACUGAUUGUAGAGCUCAAGUGGCUUCCAUUUUUUCUAGUUGGUCAGGGCCAAUUGUAGAAUUGUACAUAUCAAUCUCUGAUCCCGUAAAGAAAAACAGCAAACACACAUAAAUGAGCCAAAAAUUCCUGAUUUUUGCUUGAACAUUCGCAGUAAGUGAGAUUGCACAUCUUAUGCUCCUAUGAGGAAACA